AAAUGGCCUGCUCUGAUGGGGACAGGCAGGAAGUCCUUUGGGGCAUUUCUGUUUCAUCACAGCUUUUCCUGGGGCUGGAAGCUGAUCAGUAUCUGCUUUGGGGACCUGAACCCUUUCCCCCUACGCCAGAUCCGGAACCGACGCGCCUACCACUUGGAGAAGGUCCGGCUGGAGCUGACCGAGCUGGAGGCCAUCCGUGAGGACUUCCUGCAUGAGCGGAACACCAGCCCUGACAAGGGUGAGCUGGUCAGUGACGAGGAGGAGGAUAUCUGAGUGGGCUCCGGGACGCUGCUCUUCCUGCCUUCACAACCAAAGUGUGCCCAAAGGGUGAAAGCACGCUUAAAAGCCAGAAUGUAACGCGUGUGGCCUCUGGGGAUCUGCUGGGCAGAUGUCCCAAGCCAGGCUGCACUUCCUCAUUUCCCACUGUGCGGGGGCAGGGGUGGGAGGUCUAAUCUGUUUACAGCCAUUUCUGUGCCAUGCUUUUGGUUACACGUAUCUCAGUCAUGCUUUCUGCCUGAUGGGUGGAUGCUCGGGCUUACCAGUGGCUAUUUGCAAGAGCCUGUU
This is a messenger RNA of Pongo pygmaeus (Bornean orangutan), 564 nucleotides long. RefSeq names its product TBC1 domain family member 2B-like. The transcript has 2 exons. The record is from RefSeq and is a predicted model, not a curated record. The coding region runs from base 16 to 273 and encodes 85 amino acids. Lineage: Eukaryota; Metazoa; Chordata; Mammalia; Primates; Hominidae.